Molecule: messenger RNA, 3278 nt
Organism: Trichophyton rubrum CBS 118892
Lineage: Eukaryota; Fungi; Ascomycota; Eurotiomycetes; Onygenales; Arthrodermataceae
Exons: 2
Coding region: 130-765 (211 amino acids)
Biological process (GO): DNA replication; DNA strand elongation involved in mitotic DNA replication
Cellular component (GO): GINS complex
Source: RefSeq, a predicted model, not a curated record
CAUACAUAUACAGAGAGCGAAUUCAUCCAUCUACAAGAAGCCGCUAAAGCUAUAUCUCUCUUGUCUCACUCUUUAGUUAAUUUCGGCUAAUUGAAUCCAACCUGUACUUGUACCUCAUUCGUCUUCAACAUGUAUGGUGAUUUGGGGACCAAGCUGGUUCAACAUGCCAAACGCACUCAGUCACUCGCAUACCUACCCCCCUACCAACGCGAGAUUGUCCAAGCGGUGACACGCGAAGUCCGUGACCUCGACAAAGAUGUGGCCCGUAUUCUUGAGCAACUUGAGCGAGCCCGAGCCGCUGCAGAGGGAGAAGAGGGAGGCAUCCCCCCCCCAUCCUUCAACCCCGCGGAUGACCCUGCUACCGCCUGCGCUCUAUUAGUCGACCAUUUAUCAAUGAGGCGAAACAAACGUUGUCUCCUUGCAUAUCAUAGAAUUCGGGCAGAGAAAAUAGAAGAAAUGUGCUGGAAAGGAAUAGACCCGCUAGAACACCAGCAAAGACAGCGGGAGAUCGAAAGUGGGAACAACAAUAGCGAAGACCAUGGAACACUCAGAACUGAUAGAACGCCCCUCUCGAAUGCGCAUUAUAACAGUUCGCUCACACCAGUGGAAGAGGAAUACUUUCGACAAUACAAUGAGAUGCUGAUGGCGUACAAGGGCCACUGGACUGAUGUUGAUUUAACUGGUAGCCUGGAACCACCGAAAGAGCUAUACAUCGACGUUCGGGUUCUGAAGGAUGCUGGAGAAAUCCAGACUGAAUACGGGUAAGUGGUCUCAUUCCGAAUAUGGCUCAACCUUUACCCACGUGGUUCUAGUUCAGCUCUUUGCAUCUGUACUCGAAGGCUAAUGGCGUUGAACUCUUCGCUUGGGAGAUACAUAGGUCGAUCAAUUUGACAAAGAAUAGUCAGUUCUUCGUGAGGUUGGGAGAUGUAGAGCAACUAAUCAGCCAAGGUUACCUUCAACGAUUAAAUUGAAAAUUACUCUUUUUUCGCCAAAGCUAAGCCAUGUGCGAGAAAACUAUAUGUUGAAUGACUUGACUUUUGAAUGGCCACCAGCCUUGGAAGUACCGUAUACAUCUUCAAAGUCAAAGAAAAUCGGCAACCUUAUUCCCCGUUCCAGGCCCGAACAAUCGAAUCGUCCAUGGUCCCCUUUCUGAUCCCCUUGAUUAUUCCCUCUCUUGUCUUCAAUCCCCUACAAUCACCUUGAUCCCCUUCAUCCCCUCCAUCAUCCAUCCAACCAGCUACUUGCCCGCAGAAAAAUGGCUGCAACCGUGGUAUUCAAGAAGCCAAACUCGGGAAUUCCUUCUCGCCUCUGCCACGUUGUGUAAACCUUCCUUAGCCUUCUUUUGCGUUUGCGGCCUCCCACCAACAACCGGCCUCACAACACCUUUUGGAAGACAGACAAGAAGAUAUUCCAGCGGAUACAGCCUAGUCCGCAGAUUAACUGCAUUAGCCAGUUUUUCAAGCCCCUCCACCAACCAGGGGUCUUCAACAGCAAAUGAACUGAAAAUUCUUGACAUAUACCUUUAAAACCUGGUUUAUUGUUGCAAUCAACUCCCAAAUGUUUAUGGGGAAAUCAUACCGCUGGACCACAUUCGGCUAUUGGUUCCGACCCGCGUAUAAAUGCAACUUUGAAUAAAUGCCGAUAAAAGUUGCUAGUUUUAUUCUCACGCAUGGGUAGAGUAACCGCGCUAGCAAACUGGAUAUUAAGAAUGAAGGUAUGGUUUGACCAUCACAGACGACUGAUGAACCACUAGUGACCUGGUUUCACGAGCCAACUAAAUAGUAGUUCAAUACUCCAUUUAAGUGUUAAUUAUUGGGGUAAAAAUAUUUCAUAAAUUCUCCUUCUAAAUGCAUUGGGAGAUUGUUCUUCCGUUCUUAGUACGGGAAUCUAGGGGUCGACAGGAGUUCUGUGCAAGAAUAUCUGAAACUGAGAAAUGGUAAAGGGUAUGUAAGAGUUGUAGAUUUUAAUACAUCAGGAUAUGGAGUCCAACUCAGCCAAAAAUUCCAGUGUAUCACUCCUUGUCGCUGGGUAUCUAGUGUGUGAUGUGGCCGAACGGCAAAUGUACAGUCACCAGAGGAAACGACCGAUCAAUAAGCCUCUUUAAACAGAAUGAUCGGACUUCAUAUUAGCCAGUAUGAUAUGUCACUCUGGGUAUCAUCGGUUGACGACUAACAGAGGCUGUUCGCAUACAUUUCCAUCACAGGGCUCCUCAACUAUAUCUUCGCACCGCCAUAGCGAAGAUACACGCACGAUGUUCCGUACUUCCAGGUCUUCUACUUCAUCAACAACCACGGGCUUAAGAUGUCACGUAUUUUUAUCACUAUAUCGGUCUUUAAAAGAUAGCUUCUUGGUGUAGAGUUCCCAGAUUGUUAUCUUGAGUCCAUAGAGACUAUCCUUGAUCGUUAGAGACGGAUCAGUUAAAUCAGGCCAGUUCUGAGCCCUCUUUGGUAAUACGUCGCUUGUUGCUGUGAGAUCAUCCCACUAGUAUGGGUCUUCAUCUGUCCUCCGACUCGCUAAAAUCAUAUAUCCGGAGCCGUAUAUCAACACAAAAGAAGGAGGUUGGCAGGCUUGACAUCACCAUAGAUAAUUCUUUAGUGUGCCAUUCCCGAAGGAUUCAACGUAUUUGACUCAUCAGCUCUCUGCAUCGGCAUGGCUCAAUGGCUUUCAGGUCAAAUGGCGUCUCAAGGCUGAGGAUAAGGCCCCGUAGUUCGCUCUCUCCUUCACCAUAUUGAAGAGCCGAUCUUCCAAACACUUUAACGGCGCAGUCCCGAGUUGUUAUUCCCACUUUUACACCGUUCGUCCGUCUUCAAACCUGUAAACUUGGGAGUUUCACGAGAAAGAAAAGUGGGUUACGAUCAUCGGCUGCGACGACGGUCCAUAUUUGGAGGAUCUGAAGCCUAUUUCUAGCGUAGCAUUGAUUUUAUUAUCAGUUAGUGGAACGAAAUAUCCUGUGUUAAUAUACAUGAAGACAGAGGCCAUGAGAUAACUUUUACCGUCAACGUGAUAUCUAGGCCUUACCACCAUAUAGCCAAAGCAAUAUUACUAACUGCAACUCGGCAAGAAAUAAGGUGUAUAGGAAGGCGUGAUGUUCUAGGCGCUUCUGUAAUGCAUAUAGUCGAUUCCUUUGCUCGUGAGUAGUUAAAUACUAGUAUGCGGAUGGUCACCAGCUUAGUCAGAGUAUGCGGCUCGUGCGUCUUAGUCAUCAAUAUUGCCAAGAAAGGCCGUGAGAUAAGCGUCAGUCUUGGCAUCGAACCCGAACUUCAACUUCAACUUCAGCC